AGGAUAAUGCUUGUUGCUCCUCACGCCGCUGCUUAUUGCGUGGGACGACCUUGACAGACCGCCAGAUCAAGGCAGCUAAAGCAGUCAGUCCUUGGUAAGCGCGGAGGCAUAAAAUUACUGGAAGCGGCGCGCCAGCAAACACCUCCAUUCCGGCAUCAAAAUGGCCCGAAAGGCCGCCCACUAGUUAGUCGUUGCUUGACCUUGGCAGUGAGUAGAGACGCACGGCCUUCGCUCCCUCUCGCCUCCCGGGCCUGCUCAUCCACGCCGCUCGGAGCCGCAGUAAAUACCGGCGGAGUGCCUGGGACUCGACAUUACUUGAGAAUCUGCCGUGAUGGCUGCGAGGAGUGCGUGGACGGUGGCUGCGGUGCUGCUGCUGGUGCUGGUUGGCGCCGCUUCUGCUGUAGACCUGCAGGCGGCCCUCAAGAUGGCACAGUGCAGGGCACAUUGCCUCGAUAAGUUUUUGGGCGACGAAGUGACACAACACGAGAGCGCCUGCCACCACGACACGCAUUGUUACCAGUGCUGGGAGUCGUGCGAGAUGCUGGCCACCAACUUCCCCAUCUGGAGCCUCACCUGCGGCCAGCCUGACAUGUGUGACGAAGGAUGCGACGCCUCCUGCGACUUCCACGCCGCCCAUCCCAGGAAGGUGGUGCCCCUCAGCCAGCACAACUCCCGCCUCACACUCGUCUUCAGCGGCACGGCGGCGCAGUGGUCGCUGUCCUGGGGCCUGCACUCCCCCUCCGAGCACGUGGUCUUCGCACUCUUCACACGCUCACCCGGCAAGGCCUGGGAACUCCGCCAUCAGACUGCUGACUUCGGCGCCUCCCUAGACGACCUCAGCAGCGGGUCAGACAUGAAGUUGGUGGCCGUGGCGGAGUCAGGUGUGUUGUCUGUCAUUAUCACGCCCUACGCUCCCCCAGCACACCCCAAGGGCGUCGUGAAGCCCGCCCUCGGUAUGCCCCUGACGCAGGCCACUCGCGACCGCGCUGAGUCCAACGAUAUCGACGUCGGCGAUGAAGGGGCGUGGCCGCUGCUGCACGAGGCGGAGGUGGAGGCGUCGGGGCUGGUGGCGGCGAAGGUGUGGUGGCCGCCGCUCAGUCCGCGCGGCGCUGACUACCUGGUGACGUGGGAGGUGGAGGGCGGCGGACUGAAGGGUCACCUGUACACUGACCUGCCGGAGGUGGACCUGACGCUGUGGCCCGAGACGGUGUACCAGGUGCAGGUGGAGGUGAUGACGGGGCCGGUGGGUCAUCCUCUCCGCUCCGCCCACCUCACCCUCGACACCCACAACAUCACCCUCGCCGCCCACGCCCGCAAGAACAACCGCCUCAUGCCCACGCUGCCGCUGGUCCACAAGGCCGAGCCCCCGAUGUCCCUGGAGAUGUUGCUGGGGGCGGGGGCGGGAGUGUUGGCAGCACUGCUGCUGCUGGUGGGGCUGGUGUGGCGCCGCGCCCGAGCUGCUGCCAUAGGACACACCGCCACCGCCACGCCCGCCAAGUGGGGCACCUGGAACCGCACUCUCGCAGAUGUUACUCUGGACGAGUCGCUGGUCGUCAAGGGUAACAAGGCAGCAGAGGGCGAGGCUGGCUUCUCCGCCGUCACGCGCCCACACCAAGGGCCGGUGUUCACCCUCGCUCCCCCUGCACACUCCAACCCCAGCCAUUCAAUUCUAAGCUUUUCCCGCCCAGCUCACACCCACGUCAACCUGUAUUCUGUUGUGCCACCCCUUCAAGAGCGCUGCGGGCAGGUCACCAAAAUCUAAGAAGCCCCUGACCUUCCUGUGGCGGUAAUGACGAGGCGGAGGUUCAUGCGUCGGGCAAGAGUACAACAUGUAUUCACCGGCGGCCGUUUGGGGCUCGUGCAGCAGCAACAAGACGGCGGAGAGCUGCUGCUGAUGCCAUGGAGAUGUGCUAGAGGAAAAGUCUUAGUGCCCAGUGGUCUCUUACUGGUCGUGUUUCCAAGCGCUGGCUUCUGUCCUGACGUGAACAUUAGUCCCGCGUUCAGCUCCAACUGAGCAACAGUGCCAACGAUGUGAUGUGACGAAGAGCCUCUGUAAAGACACUCGAACUAACUGACCCAACUGAUCACGUCAGUGCAGUGUACAGCCAACAGUGCAGGGGUGAAAUGGAAAUUGGCUGAAAUAUAUAUAUUUGUCCAGUCAUUGUCCAUCCCCGUGUUGGCGGUGUCGUGCCAACACUGGUGCUGUGUGACCCACGCCUCUGUUCCUCCAGCUCGGACCAUUACCGAGGCGAACUUGCUCGUGUGCAUGUAAUAUUAUACGAUUGGAAGCCAAAGUUCCUACUUGAAGCUCAACGCACCGCAGCAAAUCCCGAGGAAGCAAUACUUUACCUUUGUUGAAAGCUGUCCACGCCAAGAAGUAAACUGACUUUUGCAAGAUCACUUUGACAAAGGUGAUGUUUGAAGGGUCGGCCUGCGGUGCGUGGUGCUGUGUCCGCCGAGUGAGAACCUCAAUAUUGAACAACCUGUGUAGAUGUAAACCAAAGAGUGAGUGAGCGUGAGCAUGUCUUCUAGUGUGAUUCAAGGCAUUAUAUAUAUAUAUAUAUAUAUAUAUAUAUAUAUAUAUAUAUAUAUAUAUAUAUAUAUAUAUAUAUAUAUAUAUAUAUAUAUAUAUAUAUAUAUAUACACGUAUAUAUAUACACAUAUAUUACUUGCUAGUGUCUAUCGAAAGUGUGAGGUGACUGAGGGACCAUUGAGGUGGGGCCUAGCGGCGGCGUGGCGGGGGGCGACGGACACCACACAGCAGGUGGCGCCUCGCCCCCUGGCUGAUGGCGCCGCCGCGGCUCAGCCUCGCCUCGUGUACAUACUGUAAUUACCUGUAUUGUGUACAAAGCUUUUCUACAGAAUAAACACUUUUUAUUA
Molecule: messenger RNA, 2880 nt
Organism: Eriocheir sinensis (Chinese mitten crab)
Lineage: Eukaryota; Metazoa; Arthropoda; Malacostraca; Decapoda; Varunidae
Gene: fend
Exons: 4
Coding region: 332-1762 (476 amino acids)
Source: RefSeq, a predicted model, not a curated record